CACUUUAGUAUGGCUCCGUUAACCACAGAAAUUUAGUUCCAUUACGCGAUUAAUUUUUAUUAACAAAUAUCUCGUGAAAUUGGUUUUUUAAUUGUGAAAUAUUUAUGGCAAACGUGUCUUUAGCCACCACCAUUGCCCGGAUAAUAGAAAUUAAGUGAAAAUUCAUAGAAUUUAUUGCAGAAAAUACAAGUGAAAAUUCUGAACAAGUCGUCGAGAAGCAAGCAAAUGAAAACGUAGAAAGAAGAAGAAGAAGAAGAGGCACACAUAUUAAUGCGUUGGAUUUUGAAGGAAGCAGCAAAAGAACGAAACGAAUCAACACACAAUAAAAAGAAAAUAAGUUGCUUUGUAAUGUUUUUUAUGGCCCAUGCGAAAAUAAUGAACGGGGAAAGAUACUAACAACGCCGCCGCGGCCAACGACGACGCAAAAAAAAGAAAGAAAACACACAAACAUUAAAUACAACAAAAGAGCCCAGAAAUCUGCUAAAAAUUUCAAUCAAGCAACUGGAUGCAAAGUGAAAAGUUAUAAACAAAGCGCCAAAAAAAUAUAGACGAAACUUGUUAUAUAGAGUUUCUUAAAAUUAGUAUUUGUUUUUUUUUACUAACUUUAGUUAUAAAAGUACUGGGAUUAGUUUUGAGAUUUUUUGAAACUAAGAAACUUAUCCCUGCUUGACCAUGUGGAAUUUGGAUAGACAACAACAACAAAAUGGUGUAAUUACCUCAACAAAUACAGGAACACAACAGAAUACCAACAAUGGCAAUGGUUCACGAUCCGGAUCACAAAAUCCACCCAAACAAUUGGGUAUGACAUCAGCGAUUAGCUUGGCAGGUCCACGACCUGAAGAUGUACAAAAAACCGAUGAGCUGCGCAAAGCUUUGGAGCCAUACAAAGUCUUUGAAACGGAAGAGGAGCUAAAUCAUCGCAUGGAAAUUCUAGCCAAAUUAAAUACAUUGGUCAAACAGUGGGUCAAAGAUGUGUCCAUUGCCAAAAAUAUGCCCGAAGCAGCGGCCUCCAAGUUGGGUGGUAAAAUCUAUACAUUUGGCUCAUAUCGUCUCGGUGUACAUCACAAGGGUGCCGAUAUUGACGCAUUGUGUGUGGCACCACGCAACAUAGAACGUUCGGAUUAUUUUACAUCGUUUUUUGAUUUAAUGAAAAAACAGCCUGAGGUCACGGAAUGCCGGGCCGUAGAGGAGGCAUUUGUGCCGGUAAUCAAAAUGAAUUUUGAUGGCAUAGAAAUAGAUUUGCUCUUUGCCCGACUAUCUCUCAAAGAGAUACCCGAUGAUUUUGAUUUACGUGAUGAUAAUUUGUUAAAGAACCUAGAUCCACGUUCGGUGCGCAGUUUGAACGGCUGUCGGGUAACGGAUGAGAUAUUGUCGUUGGUACCCAACAUUGAGAAUUUCCGUUUAGCUUUACGUUCCAUAAAACUGUGGGCCAAGAAACAUGGCAUCUAUUCCAAUUCCCUGGGUUAUUUUGGUGGUGUGACAUGGGCCAUGUUAGUGGCCCGAACUUGCCAGCUAUAUCCAAAUGCCACAGCCGCAACCUUGGUUCAUAAAUUCUUUUUAGUGUUUUCGCGUUGGAAAUGGCCCCAUCCUGUGUUGCUUAAACAUCCAGACAAUGUUAAUUUAAGAUUUCCGGUUUGGGAUCCCCGGGUCAAUGCCUCGGAUCGUUAUCAUUUAAUGCCCAUCAUAACACCAGCAUAUCCCCAACAAAAUUCCACAUUCAAUGUUUCCGAAUCAACAAAGAAAGUUAUUUUAAUGGAAUUCAACAGAGGCAUGACCACAACGGAUGAAAUCAUGUUGGGUCGUGCCUCCUGGGACAGAUUAUUUGAAGCUCCCAGUUUCUUUUAUAGAUAUCGCCACUUUAUUGUGCUCCUGGUAAAUUCACAAACCGCUGAUGAUCAUUUGGAAUGGUGUGGUUUGGUCGAAUCUAAAAUUCGUUUACUUAUAGGCAACUUAGAACGUAAUCAACACAUUUCACUGGCCCAUGUCAAUCCCAAAUGUUUUGAGCACAAAAAGGGCAACACAAACAACACCAACAACAAUAAUAAUAAUAACAACACUUCAUGUUCACAGAACAGUAGUGGCAACGAAGAAGAUAAAACCGGUGGCUCCCAGCAGACCACAUCAACGGUAACCAGUUCACCAUUCUGUUCAAUGUGGUUCAUAGGUUUAGAAUUUGAACGCACCGAAAAUCUCAAUGUAGAUUUAACGGAAAGUAUACAAAAUUUCACGGAACAUGUCAUACAACAUGGUGUAAAUAUUAAAAUGCUUAAGGAGGGCAUGUCCAUUGAAGCUCGCCAUGUUAAACGCAAACAAUUGUCUCAGUAUUUGGACGCUGAUUUCCUCAAGAAGGAACGAAAAUCCAUGGAGAGCCAUAAUAAUUUCAAUAAUCAGAUUAUGGCCAAUCGCAAAAGGCUAUCCACAGAAAUGCAAAAGGAUGGCAGUAAUGGUAGUACCAAUACCAAUGUCAAACGUUCACGUGUCAGUGAAUCGAAUGAGGAGAACUCAAAUGCAUCCAGUGAUGCUGGUGGCGCGACAACUCCCACAACACCCACCUCAACCCAACAGACGCCGCCAACAUUUAGCAAUGCUAACAGCAAACAGGCCACACCAGUGGAGGAUCAUUCGGACAAUAGCAACAGUGGUGGUGGUGGUGCUGGUGCAGGCAAUGCCAAUGGCAAUGGCAAUAGCACACCUAAUAGCAACACAGCAACAGCUUCAGCUCAACCCGCAACCGAAGUUGCAUGCUCGUGACCGCCGCCGCCGCAUACGACGACAGCGACACCGCAUCCGCACCUCUAUCCUCCCACGCAUACAUUGCUGACCCAUGGCUCGCCACAUCCUCUGCUCCAUCAUAACACACAGAAAUUUCGUAAAAACAACAAUGCCGCUGCAGCUGCCAAUUCCAAUAGCAUUUUCUGCCAACGUCUAACAUCCAGCUCCGCAUCAGUGUCAUCGUCGUCGUCGUCAUCAUCGUCUCAAUCAACAGUGAAUCCCACGACUUUGUACAAUCGUCAUGCCAGGCGUCUCUCCAACUCAUACAGCAACAGCAACCACAGCCACAAUCACAACCACAGCCACAGCCAUAAGCAGCAACAUCUACAGCAUCUGCAUCAACAACAUUUAUCCAUCAACAAGAAUACGAACAACAACAACAAUAGCAACAACCACAAUAUAUCUGACCACGAAACACCGGGAAGUACUAUGGCUACACCAACCACUACCAUAACUUUGUUAUAAGGCCUGUAUAACCUGUAAACAUCCUAUAUCACCCUACCCUCCCAACAACCAGACCCCCCCACAAUUCAUCUUCUCCUCGUCUAUAGAUUUAGGAUUUUUAGUUAUAAGGACUAUUGGUUCAAAGCCACGCAAAUAAGGAAAACAAACAAAAAAAAAAUGAGAAAAACAAAAGAAAAAGAAUAUCAAUAAUCAAUUAUAAGAUGAGCACUGUUACAUUGAGGAAACCAACCAACCAAUCGGCCAGCCAAAUUGCAAGGGGAAAAGUGUUUGGAAGACAAGACUCUACCAUCACCCAAAAACCCUGAAGGCCAGGGUCUAGGAAACCAGCCAAAAAAUUUAGAUACGACCAAGCAACCAUCAUCACCAACAAUUACCACAUUUUCUCAAAAAUAACAAUGGUAACAAAUAAUUGUUAUUAACAUUUAUAUAUUUUACAGCUUUCAAAAAGCUUAUAAAUCUGUCCCUCUGCCCCCCUUACAUCAAAUAUCAAAAAAAAAAAAAAAAAAACAACAAAAACUACAUGGAAUGGAAUUGGUCAUCAUCAUCAUCUUCAACUUAGAUACAGUUUCUGUUUACUGCCUACCUGGUCUGGAUGUUAUCAUCAGCUGGGAAAUGAGAGACCAAGAAGAAGCUGGACAAACUUUCGCACUCCUACACACUUCCUCUGGCCAACAGUCGGCUGGCUGAACCGUUUCUCGAUGCAACAACUUAAAUAAACAAAAAUAAAUUUAUUUUAAUUUUUUCCACCACAUUAGAGCCUAGAAAAGCUAAACAUUUUUUUUGAUGGUUUAUUAUAUUUACAACAAAAAACAAAACUGAAAAACGAAAAGAAAGAGAAAGCAAGAAAACUGAAAAAAGGUAAAUCACAACAAUUUUAAAAUAACAAACAUUUUUUUCCAAAAUAAAAACUAAUUUAACCUAAAAAAAAAAAAAACAACAACAAAAGAUUACAAAUAAAGGCAAAAAAAAGUGAACAAUAAUAAUACCAACAAAAAACAA
This is a messenger RNA of Musca domestica (house fly), 4236 nucleotides long. Its product is annotated as poly(A) polymerase type 3-like. The coding region runs from base 673 to 2751 and encodes 692 amino acids. Gene Ontology annotation, cellular component: nucleus. NCBI's taxonomy places the organism in Eukaryota, Metazoa, Arthropoda, Insecta, Diptera, Muscidae. The record is from RefSeq and is a predicted model, not a curated record. The transcript has 10 exons. Gene Ontology annotation, molecular function: poly(A) RNA polymerase activity; RNA binding.